This is a messenger RNA of Rhopalosiphum maidis (corn leaf aphid), 1749 nucleotides long. It is a transcript of the gene PGAP3, whose product is annotated as post-GPI attachment to proteins factor 3. Bases 210 to 1157 code for a protein of 315 amino acids. Gene Ontology annotation, biological process: GPI anchor biosynthetic process. Gene Ontology annotation, molecular function: hydrolase activity, acting on ester bonds. Gene Ontology annotation, cellular component: endoplasmic reticulum membrane. The record is from RefSeq and is a predicted model, not a curated record. Lineage: Eukaryota; Metazoa; Arthropoda; Insecta; Hemiptera; Aphididae. The transcript is spliced from 6 exons.
UUACUAUUACUUAUUUUAGAUUUUUAGCCAUCGAACACAUACAAACUAAAUUUAGUCAAUAUUUAGUCUUACUAAUUCUACCAGACAUACUAGAACUAAGUAUACGAUUUGUAUUUAUAUUUAAUUAAUGGUUUGUUUUAUCAAACAUUCUCCAGUCAUGAAACAUAACCAGUAAUGCUCGUCAACCAACAGCGUUAUAACAUUUAAAAAUGACACAAUAUUUAUUUGUGUUUACCAUUUUGGCGUUGACCCAUGUGUUUGGAAAUUGCUCUCUGGGAGAUAGCUUCCCGUCUUACAGAAAUUGUGUUGUAGAAUGUUCACAGAAACGAUGCGACAAGGAUGGAGUGAGAUACAAGAGAAGCUGUUGUCUUGUGGUUUUAGAAGUUUUUAAGUGGAAAUGUUCUGAAAACUGCAAAUAUGACUGCAUGUGGCCGAUGGUUGAAGGUUUGGUGGAACGUGAUUGGCCAGUUCCACAGUUUCAUGGAAAGUGGCCAUUUAAAAGAUUGCUUGGUUUACAAGAACCUGCAUCUGUAGCAUUUUCAUUAUUAAAUUUAUUUACGAAUUUGAUAAUGUUCAACCGUUUCAAAGAGCAAAUUCGCUUCACUUUACCAUCAUGUAAUAUAUGGUCUCUGUACACAUUGGUAUCAGCCAAUUGUUGGUUUUGGUCAGCUGUGUUCCAUGGUCGAGACACUAUGUUUACUGAACUAAUGGACUACAUUAGUGCUUAUGCUAUGGUUUUAUUUGCAUUUUAUACGAUUGGUCAUCGAAUUCUAUUGUACAGUAAUCAAAUUGUGAAGAAUACAUUUAUGGUCAUUUGUUCUCUUGCAUUUAUCUAUCAUUCGUUAUAUCUACUUACUACAGAAUAUGAUUACAAGUACAAUAUGACAACAAAUCUUCUAGUUGGCGCUGUAACAGGCACAGCAAUGCUAAUAUGGGCAGUGUUGAAUCGUCGUAGAAUGGGCCAUGGUAAAUAUUUGAUAUUUUAUGUACUUGGCAUGACUUUAGCUUCACUACUAGAGCUAGCAGAUUUUCCACCACUUCUGUGGACAUUUGAUGCACAUUCACUCUGGCAUUUAGCAACAGCCCCGAACGCGUAUUUCAUGUACAAAUUUGCCAUUGAAGACUGUAAACAUCAGCGUCGAAUGUUACUGAAAUGACAGUUUCUUGCACUGGGGAUACCUCAGAUACAAGAUGAAUAAGACUUUAAUAAUGAAUUUAGUUUUCCUGGCCUACUAAUCUUUAACUGACAUUUUUAGGUUUAAAUAAUAUAUUUUUACUUCCUGAUUAUAGCUCACCGUGAUAUUUAAAUGAGUUAUAAUAUAAUAAUUAGUGUUAUUACAGUUGUAAUAAUUACAAUUAUAUAACUAUUUCCUCAUUUAAUUUAUUUAUGUUAUUUUUGUAUACAAAUUUUACCACAAUAUGUUAACCCAUCAAACUGGAUUUUUAUAUAUAAGUUAACCAUAAUAUAUUAGAUGUGUUAUAUACAAAUAUGACAUAAGACUAAGUAACUAUCGAUCAAAUAUUUUACUCUUAUGUUUAUUGAGUCUCCACAAUACUACAACUUACCAAGAAAUAACUACUACCUGUAUCCAAUAUUAUUUAGUAUUUACUAGCUAUUAGUAUAUUUUUAUGAAUCUCACAAAAGUUACUCCGUUAUUGUGAUAAAAUGUUAACAAAUCUGUUAUAUAAUUACAUAUUUAAGUUUUCUUGUGCAUUUCAUUGCCAUAUGGUUAUUUUCUUUUGCUUAUU